ACGUAAAAUUGUUACCGUGGAAUUCUGUGCAUAAAUAACUAGAUUUAUUGAUGCUUCGGCGUUUAAACAGAUUAUGGUAAUUUAUGGUUGAGUACAAUGGCAGGACAAUUACAAGAUAGGUACAUAAAAAUAUGAUCGUAAAAUGAAAUGUCGGAAGGAAACUUUCUAGGCGUUUAUUGCGCAAAUAUUUCACUGUUAACGUUGUUUUCGGAUACUGUAGCAGGCAAUUUAUCAUCAAGCAGACUUUUGUUACAAAUAUCUACUAAAAGACUUAUUUUUUCCCAAUGUUUUAAAAACUAAGGUGACGUGCCGUUUUGCAAAGGCGAUAAGCCUUUAUUGUUAAAGAACCUUUGUGGAUACUAUUACAGGUUACACGUAUGACAUUCUGUUCACCUACGUGUUGACAUUGGUAUCAAUUACUACGGUAAAGUAAAAGUCUGUCUGGUGUAAACCACUUCACUUGUAUUGUACUUCAUUGGUGUGAUUUAGAUGGCAACCUCGCAUGAUGCAGCAAACUGAAUGACUCUCACUUGCGUGAACAUUGACUAUUUAUUACAGUUUUUAUUACGUCUGUAGCUAUCGUCUCAAGCUGAAGGGGUUUCGUAAACAUUUCUAACGAUUGGACAUCUGAGAUCAUUUGUGAGAGAUAUCCGUCGGACGGCACAGAUGUAUCGUAGUAACUAUGCAGCCUUGCAUUUAUAACUAUAAAAAUAACUAGAAACUAGCCAGCAGAUGUGCUAUGUAGAGCCAGAAUGUUAAACAAUAGGUAUCUAUGUAUAUGUUUACUGGUCUAUAUUACGUAAAGUGGACGUAAAGUUGGUAUUCAGAUAUGACGAUGUCGUGCAGUUGGUUUGUCCUAUUUAGCCACUCCCGGGACACUUCCAACACGGUACAAACCGGGAUGACUCAUUAAAUGUUGGCCACAGUUUUAUCUUCGGGGAAUUUCUCCUUUGUUACACACGCUAGCGUUUUGGCUACUAGUCAAAUAUCUGACGAAAAAAACUGUAAGUGCUCCAUACGUACUUUAAAAGGGAAAGAUUAAAACUGAAAGGCAUUUGUGACACCAAUCUCUUCGAGUAGUGUUGUAAACACGUAAACUGAAUGUUAUUAUUUUCCACAAUCGCCAUAAUAUGCAAUCAACACGGUUUUAAUACAAUCCAACAGUGGGGUGGGAGCCUGAAAUUGGAUGUGAUAAAAUGGAACACAAUUUAUUUGUUUUAGCAGUCAGUACAUAUCGUUAGCUAAUCCAUAUUAAAUUAGUUACAUCAUUAAUUUCACAAUGAUCUGCACUCACAGGUAUAAUUAGUACAUCGUUUUGCUACAUUGUAAAUUACUUUAAGUAAUUUAUUUAAUUUCGAGUACAAUGACUCACAUUAUUAAUAUUACACUACGUCGGGUCGGUAGGCUGACAAGUAAAUAAAUGUACGAAUGACAUGAGUGACGUAUUCAAUAAUUAGCUCCAAGCUAUGUACAUAACUGGUUUUAAAGAUAAAACCAGGUUUCCUCGUCAGUGUUACACGACCGGACAAAGGCAGGAUCUAGAUAAUUAGUUGCGGACAAAAAUAGUCGUCGCAGUCGGGCCCUGGGCCAGGUGACGUCAGCGCGCCAGGGCCGGCGGCGGGGCAAGACGGGCCCCGCGCCAGUGUCGCGCGCGCCGUCAGCCCGCUCGCACGCCACCUAACGAGCCUGAGUCAGCUGCCACCAGCCGCCGCUCCGCUGCCGCCUGCCGUCUACCGCCUGCUCGCCUCCACCGACCCCCCUCCCGGCUGCCUACGCGAUCCUGAACCGCACACUCACUUGGUGCAAUGGUCAGAAGAUACGAAAGAAUGAGCGGACGCCAGUCCUGGAACGAAGAUGAUAUGGCGAAGGCUGUAGCCGCUGUGGUGUCAGGUAAGAUGGGAUACAAACUGGCUGCCAGGACAUUUCACAUACCUCGCUCCACUCUGCAAAGGCGUGCCAGCAAGAUAAGGUACCAGCAGCCUGACGAUCCAAAGCCUUUAAUGGGACAUUACCGAAGAGUCUUCACAGAUAGUCAAGAAAAAGACUUGGUUGGAUACAUCAAGAGUAUGGAAAAGUAUUUCAUGGGUGUCUCCAGGAGGGACAUUCGGGAAUUAGCGUAUCAGUAUGCAGAAGACAACAAUCUGAAUCACCCAUUCGAUGCCAACACUAGAAUGGCAGGCGAAGACUGGGUAAGGAAUUUUCUGAAAAGAAAUCCAGAAUUGCUAGACAAGUCAGAUCACGAAUGUGGCUUGGAGCCCGUGAACUUUGAUCAGUUCUACCACUUUAUGUGUCCGUUGUCAUGAUGAAACGUCUCUUAGUACGAUAAAACUAAAACUAGUUGUAAGUAAAAAGGUCAAGUUCGCCCCCGAGAGAGCCUCAAUAUUAAUGUAUGAUAUAUUAUGUGAAUCCAACCUGUGUAUACUACGAGCCCACUCUUGCAAUCAAUAUUAUGAAUAUGUUGGACACGGUUGCUCAACAACACACAUUCGUAUUCAAAAAAUGCUAACCACAUCAAGACUUAAGGCGUUUUGUACCCACAAGUUGGAACAUAAAGUACAGUAAGACUUUUUGGAAACGUUUUAAUAUUUAUAACAAAACUGUAGCAAAAUUAUCUAGUUAAAGUUAAAAGAGCCAAGCUCACAAAAGCGAUGUUACCUUUGAUAUUUUUCUUUAUUCGGUUAGAUAAUAUAAUUUUGUUAAUAUUCGGGGCCGUGCCGCGGGGUGCGGGCAGAGGCUAUGCCCUCGCACCGACGCCAGAGUCGCGGUCCUGCACUUAUUAAGUACUUACGAAGUCUAUAGUUGUAUCUGAUUUAUAGUUUAAAUUUUGUUAUUUAAUGGUACUAAAAUAUAACUUGCUAAAUUAAGGGCUGUGAUAACAGAGAAAGGUGUAUUUUUAUGGAACAUAUCUAUUGAGGUGAUGUAUCUAUUUACAAAGAAGGUUUCUGAUAUUUAAAUUUAAUAAUGCUUAUUACAAUUGUUUACUAUAAAUGCUGAGUAUAAGUAGUAGAACUAGUAAAAUGUUCCGUAACAUUAUUUGUGCCGGCAAGGUGCAACGCAGCGGUGCUCUGAUUAGCAAUAUUUCCUUUGUGUGCAAUAUUUCUACUGACUACUUUAUAGGCAUAUAAACCUAUGCUUCACAUCACAAGAAGAGUUUAAUAACUAGUUUCAGCGUACUUAAAGCAACGCAUGCAUAAAUUACGAUUUACGCACACCUGUGUGCACAUUUGUGCAUGUUAGCACUAACGAACGAAGAGGUUCACUUAACUAGUAACUAGGCAGUAUGUGAAAAAAAAACGAAUAUAAAGAUAUUAUAAUUGUAUGUAGUUAACGAUGAAUAUAAAUACAAAAUCAAAUUUAUUCAUUAAUCAUAAUAAGACCACAAACCAUGUCAUUCCAGUCUAUUAUAUUCUAUACUGACAUAUUUUAUUAUAUUCGUUAACAGCCGGGACCUGGAAAUAGAGUCAAUAAAUCAUUAAACACACGCAAAUAAAUCCGCGUAUGUGGCAAAAUAUAUUCCCAUUAGCAGAGUUUGGCGCAGCGCACAGUUUGCCAGUUACGGAACAUUUACCCCUAAUGAAUGCUGAUAACGAACGCGUCAGCAUUGCUAGCUCAAUCCGGCACACCACUACUACUCAGCGCUGCUUGACGCGCCCGGUAACCACUACCGACGUCAUUUACAUUUUUAUAUAAGCACUUUAUAUUCGUGGUAUAGGGAUGGGAUGGUGAUAUUUGUGGGAUUUCGGCUUAUCUAAUUUAUUAUUUCGCCCCUAGUGAAAUUAUUAUACUCGUGUUUCGUCCAAAUCAAUGCUAUUUUUCUAUCGUUACUAUUUAAUCCCACUGUACCAAAUUAGUUAUAUUAUUAUCGUUACCUGAUUCAAGUUUUGAUCUCUUUAACUUAGUUCAAAAUAGCAAAUUGUAUAUUUAUUUAGAUCUCGAAAUAAAUGUUGUUGGUUUUAAAGAAAAUUUAAACGUUUGAAAAACACUACCUAUUUGCCAAACUAUGUUGUUAUUUUGAGAUUUAUUUUUAAUUAAUAUAAUAAUAAUAUAUUCCUGUACUUAGUUUAAAAAAAUGUGAUUAUAAAUUCAAAUAUUUAAUAAAGAAAAAUUUAAGUACCUAUCUA
Spodoptera frugiperda (fall armyworm) is the source of this 4121-nucleotide messenger RNA. RefSeq lists its product as uncharacterized. Bases 1806 to 2303 code for a protein of 165 amino acids. Gene Ontology annotation, molecular function: DNA binding. The record is from RefSeq and is a predicted model, not a curated record. NCBI's taxonomy places the organism in Eukaryota, Metazoa, Arthropoda, Insecta, Lepidoptera, Noctuidae. The transcript is spliced from 2 exons.